CAAAUUCAAGAAUGAUUAACAUUAUCCUUAUCAUACCGUCAAAAAACAUUAUCCUUAUCAUAACCUUUUUUAUACAUAAAGCCAAGAAUGGAAAACUAAAUCCACAACCAUAAAUUCACAAACAUACAGUACUAAAAUGGAUUCUAGUAGUACUCUUCCUCCUCAUACCCAACAAAAGCCACAUGCUAUAUUUGUACCAUUUCCAGCACAAGGUCAUAUCAACCCUUUCAUGCAACUAGCUAAACUUUUCCAUUGCAAUGGUUUCCACAUAACUUUUGUCAACACUGAAUUCAACCACAAACGUUUCAUAAAAUCACUUGGAGCAGAGUUUGUAAAGGGUCUUUCAGAUUUUCAAUUUGAGACUAUACCCGAUGGCUUGCCAUUAUGUGAUAAAGAUGCAACACAAGAUGUUCCAUUGUUGUGUGACUCAAUUAGAAAAAAUUGUUAUGGUCCUUUUAAAGAGGUUGUGAAUAAGCUCAAUAGUAGUUUAUUACCAGUUACUUGCAUAAUUGCUGAUGGUGCUUUAGCCGGCACUGCUUGUGGGUUUGCUGGAAGAGUUGGUAAAGAUUUGGGUAUUAAGGAGUUGCAGUUUUGGACUGCUUCAGGUUGUGGUUUUGUGGGAUAUUUGCAAUUUGAUGAACUUGUCAAAAAAGGCAUUCUUCCAUUCAAAGAUGAAAGUUUUAUGGUCGAUGACACUUUGGAUAAAAGUUUAAAUUGGAUCUCCGGGAUAAAAGACAUUAGACUAAAAGAUCUUCCAAGCUUCAUAAGAGUCACAAAUCUAAAUGAUAUUAUGUUUGAUUUUAUGGGUUCUGAGACACAAAAUUGUAUAAAAUCAUCAACAAUCAUUAUAAACACAUUUGAAACAUUGGAAGAUGAAGCCCUUGAUGCCCUCAGAGCCAAAAACCCAAACAUAUAUAGCAUUGGACCACUUCAUAUGAUUGGUAGGCAUUUUCCUAAGCAAGAAAAUGGUUUUAAAGCAUGCAAUUCAAGUUUAUGGAAAAAUGACCCAAUUUGUAUAAAAUGGUUGAAUAAAUGGAAACCUUGCUCAGUACUAUAUAUUAAUUAUGGAUGUAUUACUGUUAUGACGGAUUAUCACUUGAAAGAAUUUGCUUGGGGAAUAGCAAAUAGCAAGUUACAAUUUUUAUGGAUUAUAAGACCAGAUGUUGUAAUUGGGGAAGAAACUUUACAUUUACCACAAGACUUUUUAGAUGAGGUAAAGGAUAGAGGAUAUAUAACUAGUUGGUGCUCUCAAGAGCAAGUGCUUGAUCAUCCAUCAGUUGGGGGAUUUCUAACUCAUUGUGGUUGGAAUUCUACAAUUGAAGCAAUUUCUUCGGGCGUGCCGACUAUUUGUUGGCCUUUCUUUUCUGAGCAACAAACAAAUUGUAGGUAUUUAUGUAAUACUUGGAAAAUAGGGAUGGAAAUUAACCAUGAUGUGAAAAGGGAUGAGAUAACAAAACUUGUGAUGGAAAUGAUGGAAGGAGAAAAAGGAAAAGAAAUGAGACAAACGUGUUUGGAGUUGAAGAAGAAAGCUAUAGAUGCUACUGAUUUGGGAGGAUCAUCUUACAAUAAUUUUCAUAAGUUAAUGAAAGAGGUUCUUCAUCACAAUACUAGUCUUUGAUCAGUCUUAUUAGUAUAAUUGAUCUAAUAUAAAACAUAUAUUGUUUUAUUACUUUAAAUUAAAAUAUUUCUUAUUUGAGCUUUGAUCAUUAUCAUAUAGACUAUUUUGAAUUAUCUUGCAUUAGUGUAGGGAGUGCCUAAUUUUUCUUCAUAAUGUUACAUGUAUUCAUAAAGAGGGAAAAAAAGUUCAU
Messenger RNA from Trifolium pratense (red clover), 1808 nucleotides. RefSeq names its product linamarin synthase 1-like. Gene Ontology annotation, molecular function: UDP-glycosyltransferase activity. The transcript is spliced from 3 exons. The record is from RefSeq and is a predicted model, not a curated record. NCBI's taxonomy places the organism in Eukaryota, Viridiplantae, Streptophyta, Magnoliopsida, Fabales, Fabaceae. Bases 137 to 1618 code for a protein of 493 amino acids.